Molecule: messenger RNA, 786 nt
Organism: Salvelinus namaycush (lake trout)
Lineage: Eukaryota; Metazoa; Chordata; Actinopteri; Salmoniformes; Salmonidae
Exons: 6
Coding region: 91-786 (231 amino acids)
Source: RefSeq, a predicted model, not a curated record
GAUGAGAAACCGCGGGAGCAGUUCAGUGAUUCUCGCUAGUGCUGGAGGAGCGUGCAUUUUGGCAAGGAAAUGUACUGAUUUUGCAAGGACAUGGAGAAUAAAGAGUUCAAGGAGUCAGAGGUCAGUGGGAAUGACCUCACCCUCAUAGACCUGGAUGACCCCAUCAAUGACGGUGAUGUUAUGAAGGAAGACAGAUCUGAUAAAGAUCACAGAGAGGUUGAGAGACAGACCACGUUGGAAGAGGCUGUUCUAGAGACAGAUAUCCAAACUCUGUCACUAGAGGCUGAAGGAGAGAUUGAGAUGCAGGAGGCUGAUCUGAAGACAGAUGGCACGUCUCAGUCACAGAAGGUUGAAGGAGAGAUUGAGUUGGACGAUGCUGUUGCCAUCCCACCUCAGUCACAGGAGGUUGAAGGAGAGAGUGAGUUGGACGAGGCCGUUGUCAUCCCAUCUCAGUCACAGGAGGAGGCCAAAGGUGAGAGUGAGUUGAAUCAGGUUGAUCUGAAGACAGCCACAUCAACUCUGACACUGGAGGUCGAAGGAGAGAGUGUGAUGCAGGAGAGUGAUGAUCUACAAACAGCCGGGACAUCUCAAUCCCAGGAGACUGAACGAGUGGCAAAGGCUGCAGUGGUGACCUUCACUAGCGUGACCCGCAAGGCUGCAGCCUCCCAGACCAGCCUCACCCUCAGCAGGGGAAAGAGAAGCUACCCAGACCUACACACCUUUGUGCAGGACAUGAAGGAUGGGUACCUACCCCUAGCCCCUCUUUUCACAGGUACCUACCCCUAG